Xenopus laevis (African clawed frog) is the source of this 674-nucleotide messenger RNA. RefSeq names its product sperm-specific nuclear basic protein 1. NCBI's taxonomy places the organism in Eukaryota, Metazoa, Chordata, Amphibia, Anura, Pipidae. The record is from RefSeq and is marked provisional.
GAUCAUUCAGUGGCAGAGCAGUGACAGGAGCAACAUCACAAUGGCACUGCCCUCCGAGACCGCGCCUGAGGCUCCGCCAACCCCUGAAGAGCCACUCAUCGCCUCUCCCGCAGCAGCCAGCCCCCCCGCUAGAAAGAAGAGGAAGAGAAACCAGCCGGGCCGGUACAGCCAACUCGUAGUGGACACGAUCCGCAAGCUCGGGGAGAGGAACGGCUCGUCCCUGGCCAAGAUCUACAGCGAAGCCAAGAAAGAGCCCUGGUUCGACCAGCGGAAAGGCCGCACGUACCUGAAGUACAGCAUCAAGGCGCUGGCGCGCAACAAGACCCUCACUCACACCAAGGGCGCCGGGGCUAACGGUUCGUUCAGACUGAACCUGCAGACGCUGAACCGGAAGCACGGCCGUAAGAAACCCACCGCUGGCAGGUCGGCCGUCAGGAAAGUAGCCCGGGUCUCUGAGGGACAUUCCAGGGGCCACAGGGCAAAGCCCAAGAAGGCGAGACACGUCCGGAUAGCGGCCAAGAGCCCAAAGAAAACCGGGAGAAGCCGCGCCGCCCACAAGAGGAAGAGAAGCGUCAAGCGCAGGGUUCCCAGAACCAUGAUAGUGUAAAGUGGCAGCGAGUGCCGGACUGUAACAUGAACAGUACUUUGCCAUUAAAUAUCCCACCGCUUCUCAC